Molecule: messenger RNA, 2001 nt
Organism: Pundamilia nyererei
Lineage: Eukaryota; Metazoa; Chordata; Actinopteri; Cichliformes; Cichlidae
Gene: dhps
Product: deoxyhypusine synthase
Exons: 10
Coding region: 423-1493 (356 amino acids)
Biological process (GO): peptidyl-hypusine biosynthetic process
Cellular component (GO): cytoplasm
Molecular function (GO): deoxyhypusine synthase activity
Source: RefSeq, a predicted model, not a curated record
UCACUGGACUGACCGACACUCAAAACAAUGGGAAAGUUCACGGAAUUCUGUAGAGAUCUAAGAAGGGGUGGAAAAAAAUCUAAAAUUUUACUAUUUGUCUAUCUGCGGAAGAUGUGAAAGAAAAACACCGUGAACACCACAAAGGUAGAGUAGCUAAAAAAAAAAAGGGCAACCUGGCAGUAAUGCAACAGUUUUGGAUGCAAGCUGCCGUUAAACUUGACUGAAGAAGAAGAAGAAGAAAAGGGCAACCUGGAUCACAUUUGUCCCUUUUCACUUUCCGUAGAAGUAGCUCGUUUCUCACAGGCGAUCCAUGCGACGUUUAGGGGAAUACAAAUCUUCAAUAUUUGUUUUUUUGCGCGUAGUGACAGCCGUUUAUUGCUCAGCCUUCUUCAUCACCUGACGCCUCUUCAAGAACAGAAAAGAUGGCAGACCAGGCCCCCUCAGUUGCCAUGGAGGCUGUCCUGAAGCCUAGCUGCGAUCUCCCCGAGGACAUGCCGAAAAUCAGAGGUUACGACUUCAACCAGGGAGUCGAUCUCCAUGCGGUGCUGAAGUCCUACCUCACCACGGGCUUCCAGGCCAGCAGCUUAGCCCUGGCUAUCCAGGAGAUCAACACCAUGAUCGAGAAGCGUCUUGAACCAGUGGAGGAAGGGGAAGGAAAUGAGUCGGAAACCCCAAAGUCAGGCUGCACCAUCUUCCUGGGGUACACCUCCAACCUCAUCAGCUCCGGAGUCAGAGAAAGCAUCCGCUAUUUGGCGCAGCACAAAAUGGUGGAUGUUAUUGUAACCACAGCAGGAGGCGUGGAGGAGGAUUUGAUCAAGUGCCUGGCUCACACCUACCUGGGAGACUUCAGCCUCCCUGGCAAGGAGCUCCGCCUGAGAGGCAUCAACAGAAUUGGUAAUCUGGUGGUGCCCAACGAUAACUACUGUAAAUUUGAAGACUGGCUGAUGCCCAUCCUGGACCAGAUGUUGCUGGAGCAGAACACAGAGGGCACCCGCUGGACUCCCUCCAAAAUGAUCCACCGACUUGGAAAGGAGAUAAAUAAUACAGAGUCUGUCUACUACUGGGCAUACAAGAAUAACAUCCCGGUGUUCAGCCCCGCUCUGACAGACGGCUCUCUGGGCGACAUGAUCUACUUCCACUCGUAUAAGAACCCCGGCUUGAUUCUGGACAUCGUAGAAGAUAUUCGCAGGUUGAACAGCCAGGCGGUUUUUGCCAAGAGGACUGGGAUGAUCAUCCUGGGAGGGGGGCUGGUCAAACAUCAUAUAUCCAAUGCAAAUCUUAUGGUAACUAAAUUCUUUUAUCUUUACUGCUUUAACAGUUACAGCCUGCAGUUACUUCACAGAUUCACUGUGAUUUUCUACCUAAAAGUGAUCAGCGGCUCUGUUCUUGGUUCUCAGGUGUACGCCGAUGCCUCUCUGGUCUUCCCUCUGAUUGUGGCCGAGACCUUCGCUCAACACGUCGACAAGCUGGCCGCCGGCAAGAAAAUGGAUUAAUUGGCUGCUUUGUUUAAAAACUACUGUCUUUGCUCCUCUGGUUUACGCCUUUUGUUUGUCAAAUUGAACACUUCAGCCUGAUCCUGGGUCAGCUUCAAGACCGUGUACUGUCAUACAUACAGUGCUGUAACUGAACGACUUAUUGAAUGGGAAACGGUGGUGAUGCUUUCCUGUUUUAAUGCUUUCCAGUAUUUACUUGUUUGAACAAGUACAGCAUUUCUAUUUCUUACUGUUCAGAAAGCUGAAAUGUCAUAGAUAUCAUGCUAAUGCAUGCACCAAAGAGACGAUUAUGUCUAUAAUGUAACUGGUUUUAGCGUGUGUGUGUGUGUGUGUGUGUGUGUGUGUGUGUGUAUAUAUAGUUUUAAUUUAUUUCAUUUUAGUUGUGGCAUCACACAUACACCGGUCGAUAAUUCUUAUUUUCUAUUAUAUUAAGCAAACCUUUACUUUCUCGUCAUGGUUACAGGAUGAAAGAUGUCCCUGUAUGUCUUAAUAAACCAUGAAAUCAUCA